Messenger RNA from Cucurbita pepo subsp. pepo (vegetable marrow), 3502 nucleotides. RefSeq names its product pantothenate kinase 2 (gene PANK2). Gene Ontology annotation, molecular function: pantothenate kinase activity; ATP binding. NCBI's taxonomy places the organism in Eukaryota, Viridiplantae, Streptophyta, Magnoliopsida, Cucurbitales, Cucurbitaceae. Gene Ontology annotation, biological process: coenzyme A biosynthetic process. The record is from RefSeq and is a predicted model, not a curated record. Gene Ontology annotation, cellular component: cytosol; nucleus.
GGGGAGAGCCGUAUCGUGGACCAUUAGUUUGAAGCUACCACGACUUUUGGCGCGAUUUGUGUGGAACUAAACAAGCUAUUCGCCGCUUGUCGGAUUCAGGCACCGUUCACGGCUGACCGUCGAGCCGACACUACCUUCACUAAAAUCCCAAAUUCACCAAUCUUUCCAUUUCACCUCACACUGAUUGAAUCCCUUGAAACCUGCAGAUCGCCGAUCCGACCAUCUGUUGCCGGAAUCUGAAUUCUUACUACUUCCGUUCUUUCUAAAGCCACCGUCGCCACAAGCUUCCUUGGCCGGAGGUUAGCCUAAAUUCGGAUUCAUACUACUUCCGUUUACUUUGGAUUGCUUACCGAGCUCUUUUUUUCCUGACUCAAUCCGUUUUAGUCAAAGAAUCGAAGAGUUCUUCAUUUGUCCGAUUGUUUUAGAGUUCGUUUUGUAUGCAUCAGAGAGUAAAAGUUGGUGUGUAGGCUUACGACCAGUGGCGGUAUAGUGCAUUCCAGUUGUGGGUUAGGCAGCUGGGAGGUGAAGGUUUGGUAUUAAUGGCUAGUCCUGUGGAUAACCUACACCCUGAUAUUCGUCGUAUAAAGGGAGAUGGUCAGCAAGCUGAGGAUAAAAACCAGCAUGUUGAGAAAGAGGGCGGCCUGAGUGGUGGUGAGAGGGACAUGGCUCCGGUUACUGGCAAUUCCAUCCAUAGGUCUGGUUCUCGCCCACAGCUAGACCUCAGUAAAGCUGCAAUUCAGGGCAAUUUCGAGGAGAGAGACCCUACAAUUCUUCUGCCUAACCAAUCUGAUGAUAUAUCUCACCUGGCUCUUGAUAUCGGCGGAUCUCUCAUCAAAUUGGUUUACUUUUCAAGGCAUGAAGAUCAAUCGGUUGAUGAUAAGAGGAAGAGGAGCAUGAGGAAGAGGCUGGGGUUUUCAAAUGGUAAUAGAAGAAGUUAUCCAGUUCUUGGUGGGAGGCUUCAUUUUGUGAAGUUUGAGACAUGCAAGAUUAACGAGUGCUUAGACUUCAUCCAUUCCAAGCAGCUACAUCGUGGUGCUAGCAACAAUUUACCUCGUUGGCAUUCAGAUGGCUCAACAAAUGAAAAUGCCAUCAUUAAGGCUACAGGUGGAGGGGCAUACAAGUUUGCAGACCUUUUUAAAGAAAGACUUGGAGUUAGCCUUGAUAAAGAAGAUGAAAUGGAUUGUCUUGUCGCUGGAGCAAAUUUUCUGCUAAAGGCAAUACGUCAUGAAGCUUUCACUCAUAUGGAGGGUAAAAAAGAGUUCGUGCAACUUGACCAUAAUGAAUUAUUUCCCUAUCUGCUUGUUAACAUUGGAUCUGGUGUCAGCAUGAUCAAGGUUGAUGGCGAUGGGAAAUUUCAGAGAGUUAGUGGGACAAAUGUUGGAGGGGGUACCUACUGGGGUUUAGGAAGGCUGUUAACAAAAUGUAAUAGCUUUGAUGAGUUGUUAGAGCUUACUCAAAAGGGAGAUAAUAGCACAAUUGACAUGCUUGUUGGGGACAUAUAUGGUGGCAUGGAUUACUCUAAGAUUGGUCUUUCUGCGUCAACAAUUGCAUCAAGUUUUGGCAAGACCAUCUCAGAGAGCAAGGAGCUUGAGGACUACAGACCAGAAGAUAUCUCAUUGUCUCUCUUGCGAAUGAUCUCAUAUAAUAUUGGUCAGAUAUCGUACUUGAAUGCUCUACGGUUUGGACUUAAGAGAAUCUUUUUUGGAGGAUUCUUUAUCAGGGGACAUGCAUAUACCAUGGAUACAAUUUCCUUUGCGGUCCACUUUUGGUCAAAAGGAGAAGCACAAGCAAUGUUUUUGCGUCAUGAAGGGUUCUUGGGUGCAUUAGGUGCAUUCAUGAGCUAUGAAAAGCAUGGUCUCGAUUAUCUAUUGGCCCAUCAGUUAGUUGAAAGGUUUCCUAUGGGUGCACCAUAUACAGGAGGGAGAGUUCAUGGGCCUCCACUUGGUGAUUUGAAUGAAAAGAUUUCUUGGAUGGAGAAAUUUGUGCAGAAGGGAACUGAAAUAACUGCGCCUGUUCCUAUGGCUCCCCCUGGAACAACUGGACUUGGAGGCUUUGAAGUCCCUUUAUCCAAAGGAGGGACCCUGCGAUCUGAUGCAAGUGCCCUAAACGUUGGUGUUCUCCAUCUAGUACCCAAUUUGGAGGUGUUCCCUCUGUUGGCUGAUCCAAAAACAUAUGAACCUAACACUAUUGAUCUCUCUGAUCACCGUGAGUUGGAGUACUGGUUCACCGUGCUUUCAGAUCAUUUACCAGAUCUUGUGGAUAAGGCUGUUGCAAGCGAAGGUGGAACUGAUGAUGCCAAGAGAAGGGGUGAUGCAUUUGCUCGGGCAUUUUCGGCCCACUUGAGGAGGUUGAUGGAGGAACCUACAGCAUAUGGAAAAUUGGGUUUGGCUAAUCUACUGGAACUGAGGGAAGAGUGCUUGAGGGAGUUCCAAUUUUUUGAUGCCUAUAGAAGCAUAAAACAGAGGGAGAAUGAGGCAUCACUUGCUGUUUUACCUGACCUGCUGUUGGAACUUGAUAGUAUGAAUGAGGAAGCAAGACUUCUGACCCUAAUUGAAGGUGUUCUUGCUGCAAACAUUUUUGAUUGGGGCUCUCGUGCCUGUGUCGAUCUCUAUCACAAGGGGACAAUAAUCGAGAUUUACAAAAUGAGUCGCAAUAAGAUGCAGAGGCCGUGGCGGGUCGAUGAUUUUGAUGCCUUCAGAGAAAGAAUGUUAGGAUCUGGGGAUAAGAAACCCAUUCCUCAUAAAAGAGCUCUUCUCUUUGUGGACAACUCAGGUGCUGAUGUUGUUCUAGGGAUGCUUCCCCUGGCGAGGGAACUCCUCCGACGUGGAACUGAAGUUGUUUUAGUUGGAAACUCCCUUCCUGCCAUAAAUGAUGUAACCGCAAUGGAGCUUCCUGAUAUAGUAGUUGAGGCUGCCAAGCACUGUGACAUACUACGUAGAGCUGCCGAAGCGGGCGGAUUGAUUGUGGAUGCCAUGGUUAACUCUGCGGAUGGUUCUAAAGAGCGUUCAUCAUCUGUUCCCUUGAUGGUUGUCGAAAAUGGCUGUGGUAGUCCAUGUAUAGAUCUAAGGCAGGUCAGCUCUGAGCUGGCUGCUGCUGCAAAAGAUGCUGAUUUGGUUAUCUUGGAAGGAAUGGGGAGGGCCCUUCAUACCAACUUAAACGCCCAAUUUAAAUGUGAUGCUUUAAAGCUUGCCAUGGUGAAAAAUCAAAGGCUAGCAGAAAAAUUGUUCAAUGGAAAGAUAUAUGACUGUGUGUGCAAAUACGAGCCAUCACACUGAGAGCCCUUUUCCAUCUCCAAGCUAUCACUCUCAGUUUGUUCAUCAGAAUUUUUGAAAUAUUCUCCACCUUUUUUAUGCGAAUAUUUAGAACAAUACAUCAAAUUCAUAGCCUUAGGACCUCAUAUAUCUCUUACUAAAAAGAUUCUAAAGGUGGAGAUGUGAAGUUUAUGGAAUUUUCAAUGAUAUAGUAUCAAUGUAUUCAAGGUGUGUGUAUUGUAAUUGUCUAA